Amphimedon queenslandica is the source of this 876-nucleotide messenger RNA. RefSeq names its product malignant T-cell-amplified sequence 1-like. Bases 37 to 588 code for a protein of 183 amino acids. The transcript has 6 exons. Gene Ontology annotation, biological process: formation of translation preinitiation complex. NCBI's taxonomy places the organism in Eukaryota, Metazoa, Porifera, Demospongiae, Haplosclerida, Niphatidae. The record is from RefSeq and is a predicted model, not a curated record. Gene Ontology annotation, molecular function: RNA binding.
AACCACACCCACCAAAAAAACCACGCCUAUUGAAUAAUGUUUAAGAAAUUUUCUCAUUUGGAAGACGUGACAGGCCAGAAUCAGGCCAAGUCCUCAGUGGUCCGUGGCAUAAGGAGCAAAGUCAUUGAGCAGUAUCCUAGCAUUGAGCAACACAUUGACGACAUCUUGCCAAAGAAAGAACCCGUCACCGUCAUCAAAUGCCGGGAUCACAUUGAAUUAGUCUCAGUCCAGACCGAUUUAUUGUUCUUCAAGCAAAGAGAUGGACCGUAUAUUCCAACGCUGAGACUCUUACAUAAAUAUCCGUUUAUGUUGCCAUGGCUACAGGUCGACAGAGGUGCAAUUAAAUUUAUUCUGAGCGGCGCUAACAUUAUGUGCCCUGGCUUGACGUCACAAGGUGCUAAAAUGGAAACUGACCUACCUGAAGAUACUAUUGUAGCUAUAAUGGCUGAGGGUAAAGAGCAUUCUUUAUGCAUUGGGCUAACAAAGAUGACUACUGAAAAUAUACGACUUGUCAAUAAAGGUAUUGCAGUUGAAAGCAUUCACUAUCUUUGCGAUGGACUUUGGGACAUGAAAGAAGCUAAAAGAUGAAUUUUACUAAGUCAUUAGCAAUGCAUUGUUCAAUAUGUUUUAAUGAUUAAUUAAAGAAAAAUAAUACCAAGUUUGUAAUGCACCAUAGCUGUUGCAUUGCCUGCAUUCAACAAUUAAAAAUAUUCUUUAAAAACUUUAUCAUCAAAAAUGUUUCUACUCAAAACUCUUAUAAUAAUACUAAGCAUACAAAGACACUGGCUAUGACUACUAAAAAGUAAAAAAGAGUGUCCUAUCAACAAUGUUCCUUUUUUUGCAGGAGGCUGAAGGUUCCGAUCUUUAACGGGUGCA